Leucoraja erinaceus (little skate) is the source of this 3442-nucleotide messenger RNA. Its product is annotated as polymeric immunoglobulin receptor-like. The record is from RefSeq and is a predicted model, not a curated record. Gene Ontology annotation, molecular function: transmembrane signaling receptor activity. Bases 110 to 1807 code for a protein of 565 amino acids. Gene Ontology annotation, cellular component: plasma membrane. The transcript has 9 exons. NCBI's taxonomy places the organism in Eukaryota, Metazoa, Chordata, Chondrichthyes, Rajiformes, Rajidae.
AACAUUUUAUUCUUGCUAAGUCCAGAUAGGCAGCAAAUGACAGGAUCCGGACAAACGUACACAGCGCAAAGUGGCGUUCAUAUGAAGGAUUGACAAAUUAUUAUUAAUCAUGAAAUAUAUUCAUUUUACUCUGUUCCUGACCACCUUUUCAUUGGCAGCUGCAUUAACUGGGCCGAAGCUAGUGUCCGGGACCUUGGGAGGAGCCGUUACCAUAAGAUGCCAGUAUCAUGCAUAUUACAAGUAUCAUGAAAAGUACUGGUGCAAGGGUUCUGAUUGGAAAUCCUGCAGUGUUCUGGCCAAUUCUGCAAGCCAACAUAAAAACAUUGAUGAUAGAAUAAGAAUGGUGGACAACCAAACUGCUGGAGAAUUUAUCACUAAAGUGACCCAACUCUCUGCCAACGACACUGGGCUUUACUGGUGCGGCAUUGUGCAACUCGGCUAUGACAGAAUGGUUCCAGUGCGACUGAACGUUACAGAAGCUGCAUUAACUGGGCCGAAGCUAGUGUCCGGGACCUUGGGAGGAGCCGUUACCAUAAGAUGCCAGUAUCAUGCAUAUUACAAGUAUCAUGAAAAGUACUUGUGCAAGGGUUCUGAUUGGAAAUCCUGCAGUGUUCUGGCCAAUUCUACAAACCAACAUAAAAACAUUGACGAUAGAAUAAGAAUGGUGGACAACCAAACUGCUGGAGAAUUUAUCACUAAAGUGACCCAACUCUCUGCCAAUGAUACUGGGCUUUACUGGUGCGGCAUUGUGCAAUUCGGCUAUGACAGAAUGGUUCCAGUGCGACUGAACGUUACAGAAGCUGCAUUAACUGGGCCGAAGCUAGUGUCCGGGACCUUGGGAGGAGCCGUUACCAUAAGAUGCCAGUAUCAUGCAUAUUACAAGUAUCAUGAAAAGUACUUGUGCAAGGGUUCUGAUUGGAAAUCCUGCAGUGUUCUGGCCAAUUCUGCAAACCAACAUAAAAACAUUGACGAUAGAAUAAGAAUGGUGGACAACCAAACUGCUGGAGAAUUUAUCACUAAAGUGACCCAACUCUCUGCCAAUGAUACUGGGCUUUACUGGUGCGGCAUUGUGCAAUUCGGCUAUGACAGAAUGGUUCCAGUGCGACUGAACGUUACAGAAGCUGCAUUAACUGGGCCGAAGCUAGUGUCCGGGACCUUGGGAGGAGCCGUUACCAUAAGAUGCCAGUAUCAUGCAUCUUACAAGUAUCAUGAAAAGUACUGGUGCAAGGGUUCUGAUUGGAAAUCCUGCAGUGUUCUGGCCAAUUCUACAAACCAACAUAAAAACAUUGACGAUAGAAUAAGAAUGGUGGACAACCAAACUGCUGGAGAAUUUAUCACUAAAGUGACCCAACUCUCUGCCAAUGACAGUGGGCUUUACUGGUGCGGCAUUGUGCAAUUCGGCUAUGACAGAAUGGUUCCAGUGCGACUGAACGUUACAGAAGAUCCAACAACACAACCACCUACAAUAUCUCCUGAACUUCAGGAAACAGCUCAUCACGGAAAUCAAAGUUCCGUAAAUAUAUCCAUUCUUCUGGGAAGCAUAUUUGGAGUUUUGAUUGUUUUGAUUGUUACUGCUGUUUUUGUCAUAAAAUGCAGGAAAUAUUCCGCAGCGGGGAAGAAAGGAAUCGGUCACAAAGAAGAAGAAUAUAAUGCUGUCUGCAAUUCUGUGUCUUCCAGAGAUGACGAAGAAGGUAAAUUAAGUGACACGACCACGGAUAAAUCCAGCACUCAGACACAAGAAACCUUCCGCGAUAUUCAUCAGACACCAGACCACGAAGAGAAGGAGAAUCUCUCGUGCCAGAAUUGAUCCGUUCUCAACAAUUGGAUUAUAAUCAUAGUGUAUCUGCUUUCAACACUUCAAACUUGUACGUUAACUUUAAUGGGUCCUUUCAACUCAGCUAUUAGCUUCAUUUCUACAGCCUGGCAUUGAAUCAGAGUCUAUAUGUUAUUUAGAUUUAGUUUUAGACUAGGGAUACAGAGCAGAAACAGGCCCUUCGGUCCACCGAGUCUGCACAGACCAAAGAUCACCUGUACACAGGUUCUAUCCUGCAGACUAGGGACAAUUUACGGAAGCCAAUUAAAGUGAACAAUGACCAAUGAUCCUGCGUACACUUGCACUAUCCUACACGCCAAGGACAAGUUACAGAAGCCGAUCAAUCUACAAACAAGCCACCUGUCCCGCUGAGUAAUGCCCCUGUCCCACUUAGGAAACCUGAACGGAAACCUCAGGAGACUUUGCGCCCCACCCAAGGUUUCCGUGCGGUUCCCGGAGGUUUUUGUCACUCUCCCUACCUGCUUCCACUACCUGCAACCUCCGGCAACCACCUGCAAACUCCGGGAACUGCACGGAAACCUUGGGUGGGGCGCAAAGUCUCCAGAGGUUUAUGUUCAGGACUCCUCUAAGUGGGACAGUGGCAUUACUCUUAUCAUUUUGCGUCUAUAUUCGGGGUAAACCAGCAUCUGCAGUUCCUUCCUGCGCAUCUUUGGAAUGUGGGAAGAAGCCAGAGCACCUGGAGAAAACCUAUGUGGUCACAGAAAGAUCGUACAAACUCAGGAUUGAACCUGGGUCUCUGGCGUUGUGAGGCAGCAACUCGACCGCUGCGCUACUAUGCCACCCUAAUGUCAGUGUUGUAACAGAUAAAUACUGCGACACUACUUGAGUAGAAGGGGUAACUCUGUACUAAACCAGAGUGAGGGUUAACUUCUCGAUUCACCCUCAGACACAGACCCAAUGCCUUGGUUUUACAGAGGAAAUGCCUUCAAAUCCUUUCAUGAAGUUCUUUUCCAAAAUAAUUGCCAUACACAUAGAGUGACACAGUGUGGAAACGGGCCCUUCAGCCCAACUUGCCCACACCAGCCAACUUGUCCCAGGCUAGCUACACUAGUCCCACCAGGCCCAUAUCCCUUGAAACCUGUCCUAUCCAAGUACCCUAUCUAACUGUUUCUGAAACGUCAGGAUAGUCCCUACCUCAACUACCUCCUCUGGCAGUUUGUUCCAUACAUCCACCAUCCUUGGUGUGAAAAAGUUACCCCUCAGAUUCCUAUUGAAUCUUUUCCCCUUCACAUUACACCUAUGUUCUCUGGUCCUCGAUUCCCUUACUCUGGGCAAGAGACUACGUGCAUCUACCCGAUCUAUCCCUCUCGUAAUUUUAUACAUUUCUAUGAGAUCACCCCUCAUCCUCCUGUGCUCCAAGGAAUAGAAUCCCAGCCUACUCAACCUCUCCUUAUAGCUCAGACCAUGUAAUCCUGGCAACAUCCUCGUAAAUCUUCUCUGUACCCUUUCUAGCUAGACAACAUCUUUCCUAUAACACGAUGCUUUUGAAAAACCCAUCUGGUUAUUAUAUCAAUUGAUCACUAAUUUACUGUUCUCACCUCCAAUGACAAGAGCAGCUUAGGUUAACCAAUAAAAUAUGUUUGUUAAUAAACAGCCUUUUAAACAAAA